Messenger RNA from Amborella trichopoda, 765 nucleotides. The record is from RefSeq and is a predicted model, not a curated record. Lineage: Eukaryota; Viridiplantae; Streptophyta; Magnoliopsida; Amborellales; Amborellaceae.
AUGGAGGAAGAGAAGGGCAAGAGUGCCCAUGUCCUGGUGCUUCUCUCCCUUUGCCGAGGCCACAUAAACCCAAUGCUCCACUUUGCCGAUCGCCUUGCUAGCAAUGGCCUCAGGGCCACUCUCGUGGUCCCCAUCCAAAACCGUGGCGAUAUUGGUAAGGCCGAUCCCCCGGCCGUUGCCGCUGCUUUCCUUGAGUACAUUUCGGAUGGCUACGAUGAUGGCUUGCCUUCGAAUUUCGAUGUUGAGAUAUAUAGGACUACUUUCCAGCGUGUUGGCUCGAAGAAAUUGCUCGAGCUCAUAGCUCGACUCACUGUAGAAGGUCCCCGACCGGUUUGUCUCAUAUAUGACUCGUUCCUUAGUUGGGCCUUGGAGCUUGCCCAUGCCCAUGGCCUCCUAGGAGCCACCUUUAUAACACAGCCUCUUGCAGUGUGCUUGAUGUAUUGUUACUACGGCUGCGGUCUACAGAUAAAUCCUGACAUGUGUGUUUUUCUUCCCAGAAUGCCGCCACUGGGCUUACGAGACCUCCCCUCGUUCAUUGCCCAACCUGAGAGCAACCCAUUGAUUCUUGAAAUGAUGUUGGGCCAGUUCAAGAACAUGGGCAAAGCAGAUUUUGUCCUUGUGAACUCAUUUGACAAAUUAGAGGAAGAAGCGAGAAAAGAGAUGGUGGAGCCAUGGUCCCUGAAAAUGAUCUGGCCGGUACUCCCAUUAGCCUACUUGAAUGGUAGGAACACGAGAGCCACCCUACAGACUGCCUCCGUUGGCUAG